This is a messenger RNA of Dioszegia hungarica, 2037 nucleotides long. RefSeq lists its product as uncharacterized. Bases 1 to 2037 code for a protein of 678 amino acids. The record is from RefSeq and is a predicted model, not a curated record. NCBI's taxonomy places the organism in Eukaryota, Fungi, Basidiomycota, Tremellomycetes, Tremellales, Bulleribasidiaceae. The transcript is spliced from 2 exons.
AUGACGCAAGAGCGUGAGGCACCACCAUUUUCCACACCGAAUUCCGCUCGGAUCAGGCAUACUCCUGGAUCCAGCUCGAAGACCCCACAACUCGCACAAGGGUCACCAUCAAAGAGAUCAACCCCCAUCAAGCCCGAAAGCCCACCCUCGCGUACGCCAGGUAGCGCUCGGGCCGGGCCCGUCGACACGCCAGAGCAGAGCCGGCGAGCGCUCGCGAUAGCCGCGUCUGAGGCAUCACGUCGGCUGGCUCCAGCUCUCUUUCCACCGCGGUCGGAAAGUGCCCAGAGCACGACAGGGGAAAGGGAAGAAGGCGGGAAGAGUCUGAGAGCGAGGAAGGCGGUGAAUUACAAGGAGAUACCGCCGGAGCCAUUUCCUCCUGCAGACAGGCUGCACUUGGUUCCUCGGGCGGAAAAGACACCCGGUGCAGAAGCGAAGAAGAAAGCCCGACCCGCUGCUACAGCUACCUCCACAGACCUCACCUCUUUGACUGCCGAUGACGCGCCUCCAAAGCGUCGGAGCGGGCCUAAGAGUACUUCGACCGACCCCAAGGUACUGGCGGCCAAUAAGGUCAAGCGAGAGCGGUAUGCUGCAGAAAAAGCAGCGAAAGCAGCAGCGGCGGCCGCAUCCGGGACGGAUACAGCGGAGCAGAUGGCAGAAGGGAGUGCCAGUCGGGCGGGAAGCAGCUCUGGGGGAGGUGGCGGUGAAGGUCGUCCAGAGCUGGCUCAGGCGGGAUCAAGCGAGACAAGCGCUGCGAAGGGACCAAAGUCGGCCCCGGCCCCUCGCCCUCGGCCGACAAAAUCCAAAUCUGCUGCAUCGGCGGCCACGAGCCGGUCUGUCCCUCCCAGCGAUGGACCGGCGGAUACGACAUCCCAGCUGCCGGUACCCGGCUCGGAGAUGCAAGGGUCCCCCUCCUCCUUCGCCACGGCACGUACCAGCGCGACCAUCCCCGCACCCAGCGACCCCAAGGGGAAGCGCAAAGCAUCCGACUCUGCCUCAGCCGCACCCGCGGACGGAGAAGAGGCAUCCCGGGCCUUUAAGCGGAUGCGCUCCAACGGGCUUGCGUCCCCUGCUCUCGGACUGGAAAGCUCCAUCCCAUCCCUACCCGUUCUCACCCCUUCCUCUACCGCUGUGAGCCUCCCUCCACCGGUCCCGCCCUCUCCUCUCCCACGGCGUCAACCACCCGGCAGACAAGGCAGCUCUGCUCUCCCUGGCCGGACUGUGUCGCAGCAGCUCGAGGUAUACUCUGCCUCGGCGCUGGGAUACCAACCUCGGCAUCCGCUCAGAAGCACCAGCGGAACGUCCGAGCCGAGCGCGACAACGGCGCCUGGCACUUCUCUGCAUGUACACUCGGCCGGCGACGAGGGCAGAUACAAGCCCAUUCCCAAUCCCAUGACCCUCGCAUUUGCCCGCGCGUCCCUCCUCGACCCCUCGUCGGCCGAUCACCUCCCGCUGGACAUGCAGCACUAUAAACUCCUCGAGGACAUGUUCACGUCAGACCAAGCGCGCUUCGCGGGCACGCAUCAACUCGUGCAAGACUGGGCGGCGGAGUUUCUCCGGAUCGUCGCUACGCGGCAACAUGUGGCGAGCGGGGAAGAGGCGAUGGCUCUCCGGAUCAUCGAGCUCGAGGCCGGAGAUGCGGACAGGGAGGAACGGAAGGCUUUUACGACGCAUCAGGCGAAGCAAGUGUCUGAGCUGUCUGAGCGGGUGAAGGCGAUGGAGGCGAGGGCGGCCAAGCAACAAGCGGAGGAGAAGCAGAGGAGGGAUGCGGAAGCCAGGAGAGGAACGGAAUUGGCGGACCUGCGGAAAGAAGUGGAGAAGGCGCAUAAGGAUAGGGAUGAGGUGCGGGAUGCGGCCAAAGAGGUUGUGACGAGAUUGGAGGAGAAGCAGGCAGAGUUGGAAGAAGCGAGGGAGAUGUCAAGAGAGUAUCUCAAGACGAGAGAUGAUGAGAUUGAUAAGAAAGAGGAGGUGGCUAGGGAGAGAGAUGCGCUGAGAGCGAGGGUACAGGAGUUGGAGGGGACGGGGGCGAGGAAGCGGUAG